AUGCCGAACAAGCGCGUCAAAAGAAAUAACCGGACGUCACAGAAGCUGCCUUCUCCGCCUCGAUCCGAACAAGACGCUGGCGUUGCAGAUGACGCUCAUGGCGUGGAACAGCCUGCGUCAGACGGAGGGAGAACAAAAGAAUAUCAGACUCAAGACCAUGAGUCAGUGAAGUCGGAUAUUGCGGACGAGGACGAGAUGCCUGAGGAGACAAUAAGCGUUGGCGACCAACAAGCCAUGCACGGUGCGGAGUACGCAGGCGGAAGAGGCGCGGGCUAUAACGCGCUCAAGUCAUUCAACGGUCAGGUGUAUUCUGGAAUGGCAGUCGGUGGCUCGCACACCUGGAAGUACGAUGAAGGAACAUGGAAGGAGACGAAGGAGGAGCCAGACCUCUGGCGCAUCGAUUAUCAGACGAACAAGCGACGGGCAAAGAAAGCGCCCGAGGGCAGCGGUGCUCCUGUGGGGACAGAGUAUCACUGGUUAAUUGUGGGCCAUCAGCAGCACGUCAAGAAAAUCGAUGCGAACACCUACGAGACCCAUCUGACCGGCUCGAAGUAUAAGCUCGCGUACAAGUCUGCCUCGUCCGGCUCGUGGUCGGUUCCGACCGUGAGGAAACAGCGGGAAAGAGAGGUCGAGCUGCUGGAAGAUGCGAUACAUCGCGUCCAGGGACUGCCUCCGGUGCUGGCGUCGGAGAAAGUCAAGGUUGAGAAGCAUGAGAAGGGCCAGACGAAGCUCGACAAUAUGUUCGGCAAGGUAGGGACGAAGCGAAAGGCAUCUUAG
This is a messenger RNA of Aspergillus saccharolyticus JOP 1030-1, 777 nucleotides long. RefSeq lists its product as uncharacterized. The transcript has 2 exons. Bases 1 to 777 code for a protein of 258 amino acids. Lineage: Eukaryota; Fungi; Ascomycota; Eurotiomycetes; Eurotiales; Aspergillaceae. The record is from RefSeq and is a predicted model, not a curated record.